Ostrea edulis (European flat oyster) is the source of this 3326-nucleotide messenger RNA. Its product is annotated as monocarboxylate transporter 9-like. The record is from RefSeq and is a predicted model, not a curated record. Gene Ontology annotation, molecular function: monocarboxylic acid transmembrane transporter activity. The transcript is spliced from 6 exons. The coding region runs from base 1373 to 2974 and encodes 533 amino acids. NCBI's taxonomy places the organism in Eukaryota, Metazoa, Mollusca, Bivalvia, Ostreida, Ostreidae. Gene Ontology annotation, biological process: monocarboxylic acid transport; transmembrane transport.
GGGCCCUCAGACACCAAAAGCAGAACAAGAGAUUUCAGCCUUAUGGGACGCAAAAAACACCAGCAGCAGCGGGAUCUCCAGCUCAAUUGGCUUUUCCUGGGGCUUCUAAUACUUUUCAACCCUUUCCUGCGUUUCAACAGCAGCAACAACAGCCAUUUCUCUACGGCCAGGGCAGAAACAAGCAGUCAAGGAGACAGCCUAUGCCGUACGACGUUUGUUUCAACCGUUUCGCAACAGGGCACUGGAAGUCCAACUGCCCAAAGGGAAAGGCCACUCAAAGUCAAUGAUAAGUAUACAGGUUGUUUGACUUGUGUUGUUGAAAAGAGUAAAACGGAAUGCGGUAUAAAACAUAGUCUAAAAAGGCAUUACAGUAAAUGGGAGGAAAUAGGGGCUUUUCAAUAUAUUUUGAAAAUAGUACAUUCUGGUUAUGAAAUUCCUUUUGUCUCCAUACCACCGUCUAUGAAUUUUAGAAAUAAUAAAUCUGCACAAAUUAACGCUGAUUUUGUCACAUCAGAAAUAUCUCAGUUAAUUAAGGCGGGUUGUGUCGUAGAAGUUACAAACAAACCAUAUAUUGUAAGUCCUCUCAGCGUAGCAGAAAACAGGUCGAAAAAGAGAUUGAUACUAGAUUUGAGUAGACUGAAUAAUUAUGUGAGAUAUGAAAAAAUAAAGUUUGAAGAUUGGAAAACAGCCAUCGAUUAUUUUGAAAAAGAUUGUUAUUGCAAAAAAUUUGAUCUUAAAUCCGGUUACCAUCAUAUAGAUAUAUCUGAUAGUUUCCAAACAUAUCUCGGGUUCUCAUGGAAUGACAAGUUUUAUUGUUAUACCGUGCUUCCGUUUGGUUUGUCAUCCGCUCCAUUUAUUUUUACGAAAUGUCUAAGACCUAUUGUUAAAUUCUGGAGAAAAAGGGGAAUUAAAAUAGUUCUUUACCUAGAUGACGGUUUCGUAUUCGCAUCAUCUAAACAUGAAUGUUUGUCAGUUUCUGAAUUCAUCAAAAGUAGUUUAUCAGAAUUUGGGCUACUUAUCAAUAUUGAAAAAUCAGUAUUUUAUCCAACUCAGAAUUUAGAAUGGUUAGGAAUUUUGUGGGAUUCAAAGUCUUUUUCUAUUUCAGUGCCCAAAAGACGUCUUGACGACACAGUUGCUUCUUUACAGCAAUUGGUGAAGUGUUUUCCUAAAGUGACGGCGAGACAAUUGGCGAGAGUUGUGGAAAAAAUAAUGUCAAUGUCACCAGUUAUGGAUAUAUUUAAAACGGGAAGGUGGUCCGAUAGUGUAAGGAUUGAAGAUCAGCGAUUACAACAGCUACGGGACCUUUUACCAACUUUCUGUCUUAAAUCAAGAGCAGGCAAUACAUGGAGUCAAUACAGGAACUUUUGGAAAUAUGGCCCUUGUCGUAGGAACGCUGAAGUCCUUCGGGGUGCUUCUGGUAGAGCUGUCACACAGAUACAACGCUCCUGCAAGUGUGUUGGCUUCUUCACAAUCUCUCUGUGGAUGGCUGCAUUUAGGACUUGCCCCAGUAUCGAAUAACCUCAGUCAGCGGUUCAGUUACCGCCGAGUGGUGUUUUUUGGUGGCGCUUUGUCAGCUCUAGGACUGAUCGCCGCAGGAUUUGUAACGGAGAUUGAGUGGUUCUUUGUGACAUAUGGAGUCAUUACAGGCAUUGGGUUCGGUCUCGCCUUUGGACCCACCACGGUGUUUCCGGGUCUUUAUCUUGACAAGAAGCUGCCAUUGGGCCUUGGACUUAGUGCUGCAGGGUCGGGUUUGGGAUCCUUCAUAUUCCCAAACCUGAUGAGAUAUCUCAUGGAUGAAUAUUCUGUGUCUGGUUGUUUGCUUGUUAUGGGAGGGAUAGUGUUACACGUUUGUUUUUUCGCCCUUCUCUUACGACCUUUAUCAUACUGGGAAACAGGCAAUGAUAUAACCAUAGAAAAACACUAUACUGAAAAUAAAGAUAAAUGGACAAGUGAUGUAGAGAUGCAAAUUCAAGAUGAGGAAAGCAAAAAAUUACUAACAGUGAAGAAGGGAAGUUUGAAUGAUAUAUGGAAAACAGGGACGGAUUCUGGAUCCAUUACUAAACCAGGGCUCUCUCGAACACAAUCGUUAACGUGGUUUUCAAAUGUUAUCAAUAAGCAGCAAAUGACAUCUUCUUACAGUGACAACAGUGUAUAUUUCGAGAAGAAAAAAGUUGAUCUGAAGUUUUCAAAAAAAAAUUCUAGACAAAGGGUAGAAGCUGUUGAAGAUCUGCUGAAGCCGCCAAAUCCUUCUUUCAUUAACUGGAAGAUGCUUACUGACCCUUUGUUCAUUCUAGUCACUAUUGGUGUUUUCUUAGCCAUUUUUGCUCAUCACAUCGUAUUUAAUUUCAUUCCUCCUCUUGCAGACGAAUUUGGGUUCACUGAAUCCGAAGGAGCGCUAUGUGUCUCGAUCGUUGGAUUAACGGAUCUGAUUGGCAGGGCUUCCAGUGGCGUCAUAGGCAAUACGUUCUUUACUCGACGAAUCAAGCUUUACAUCAUUUGCCUUCUAGUGUUCGCCACGUGCACCAUGAUAGUGAUUCAUAUCACAAAUGUUUACAUUUUUAUUGUAUUCUGCUGCUUGAUUGGACUAUCUACCGGGGGUUAUGUCGGGGUCAAACUUUCGAUGAUCGCGGACGAACUGGGAAAAGAAAACUUGCCAACAGCCUGGGGAUAUAUCGCUUUCUUUUCUUCCUUUUCCAUCUUAAUAAACCCCGUGAUCUCAGGGAAAUUCACGAUAAACAACGUGCUUUCAGAUGAAGUCAUAAUGAAUAACCUGACCUCGGGUAAAUUCACUAUAAACGUGCUUUCAGGUGAAUCCACAAUAAACAACGUGCUCUCAGGUGCAAUCAAAGAUUCUUCUGGAUCGUGGGUGAACGCAUUCCGAAUGUCCUCUGUUUCUGGAUUUCUAAGUGCAGCGGUUCUCUUUACAGUACCGUACGUCCGAAAAUGUUUAGAGAAGAAACGACAAAGGUCUUAAAAUUUUGUUAUAUGAUAAUCUACGAUGUUGUAUGAAGAGCUGCCGUCCAGUUUUACUCAACAUGUAUGGGUGUACAUUAUCUGUUAGGGGUUUAAACAGUGGGAGGAAAGCGGACUGCGCAGAAAACACCCCGUGGGUCCAGUGUUUAUAUAUCACUAUAACACGAACAACCUGGAUAUUUCGCCAUGCCAGUUAUAUCCUAAAUUUUGUAAUAUAUAGGUUUGUAUGUCAACAUGAAAGGUCGGUGCAUUUAUCAAGAAUCAUUGAUACAAGUUAAAAACAUUGGUAAAUCAUUAGAUGUGAACAUUUUCCUUUUAUGAGAAGAAAAUAGUCCUAAUAAAAAUGUGUACCA